CAUAGCAUUGUUUCAUAAAACAAAGAACGGAUCUAUUAUAAUAUCUACAAAAAAUCGAAUCCAUCCAUCCAUUUUCUUCCGCUUAUACUGGGCCGGGUCGCGGGGGCAUCGAAUGUAAAAAAAAUUGAAUGUAAUUCAAAACUGCAUCUUAAUCUUACAUAUCUCAUUCUUAGAACACAUGCAAAACGUAACUAAAUUACUACAAGUGUAAUUUAACCAAAUUAAAGGAACCAUUAUCUAGCCAAUCAGAAGUUGUAAAGGAAGAGCGAACAGCCAAUCAGAAGGGAGGAGGCAGAGCGCUGGAUCGAGUUGACGGUGCGUGGCUCUGAAUCUCCUCAGUUUACUUCAGCUCAUGAAACGGUUCAGUUGUGGCUGUUACGACCGGCUGCGCAGGAAAGAACUAAAAAAACAGACUUUAUAGAGAGUGACAAAACGCGGACCACCUUAGAUAGUCUUCAACGUAUGCUUAAAGUUUGUAUGUUGACUUUUUUAUCAUAUCCCCGAAUAUGUCUCAAAGAGCUCGCAGAAACGGCUCUCCGACGUCUAACGUUAGCUGUUCCGGAGUGACCACGGGAAGCCCGACCGGAACUGCGGGGAUCUGCGCCGUCGGAGUGGGUUUACUGGGUCGCCUGCUUCCCAUGAAAGCCACGGUUCCCUUCCAGCUGAAAUCGCAGACACAGCACCCUCUACAGACACGGACGGUCCUCUCCACCGGUAACGGUAAAUGCCUCAGCAGCGGAUGUGACCCACACGGAACCCACAGCCGGAGCCCCACGCGAUCUCUUUCUUCCUCCAGUGCCUCAAUCAUUUCUCCGGUCACGUUCACUUCUUCUGCGAUGUGUCCACAGUGCAUCACAUCCACAGUGGCUUUAUCUUCACAUUCGUCAUCAAGAACUAGCCCCGUUAUCUCUGUUCACUCAACAAACACGAGAACCCACGCGCAGGUACUCGUGCCCUACACGGGUGUGCACGUCACUCAACGCUCAUCCUCCCAGAUCAGCUCUGACAGUUCAUCCCUUACCUCUCAUUUAUCAGUCUCUCCGUCGUCUUCCUCCUCGUGGUCUUGUGGCCAUAGGGUCAAAUCCCAGCAGCCCCCUGAACAUGACAGACUCUCUCCUGAGUCCCAAAGCCCCGGCUCACCUGUCUGGAGAGACAAGCCUAGAUUUCCUGUGGCAGGGUCUUGGUAUACCACCAACAGCAACGGUAGCAUCCGUCGUACCUCCUCUUUGGAUGCACUCACGGCCCCCUACUUGUCUGGACACUGGCCCCGGGAUCCCAGCCACUCCCCUUGUGCCCCCUGCAUGAGGGAUAAAUCAACCCAGACCCCCAGCGACUUGGCCGAUGAAUGCGGACAGAAGAAGAGGGGCUGUCACAAACGCUCAGCAUCCUGCGGCAGCACUGACCACCUUAAAGAGAUUGUAAAAUUGAGGCAGCAGCUCCAGCGCAGUAAACACAGUAGCCGUCACCAGCGCGACAAGGACCACAAAUCUCCCUUCAAUGGCAACCACACUGCUAUAAGCCAAUCACAGGCUCCUAUUCCAAAGAGUGUUCUGAUCUCAAUUCCCAUCUCUAAGUCUUCCGUCUCACGUUUUCGGAACAGCGUGGAAGGGCUUAAUCAGGAGAUUGAGCGCAUCAUUAUACGAGACACAGGCAACCGAGAGGAGCUGUUUAUUCCUCAGGAGGCCCCAGAUGGGCACAGGGCCCCUCCUCCCCUCUUCCAGCGCAGCACCAGCUCCCGCAGCAUUGACACCCAGACGCCCCUGGACACAGCGGCGGACAGUAGCCACAGCAACAGCAGCAGCCGUUCUCAGUCCAUCUCACCCACGUUCCUGAAUAUUCCCAGCGAGCCCUGCAGCGAUACUCCCUCUCCCAACGAGGACGAACCGUUGACUGAUGGCCAUGAGAAAGAUCUCGCCCCUGGCUCACCUCAGCGCAAGUACGCCUCCUCUCCAAAGCCAAACAACAGCUACAUGUUCAAACGCGAGCCACCUGAGGGCUGUGAGCGAGUUAAGGUCUUCACUGAAGAAACACAGGCCAGGCCACCACAGGAGAUCCCUCAGUUCUUAUGCCCAGAUAGGAACAAGGUCAAUUUCGUCCCCAAGAGCGGCUCUGCGUUCUGCGCGGUCAGCAUUGCCAAACCACCAAUAACCGCACAGGAGCUCAACAACCUCAAGAAUCAAAGCAACAGCCAUCUUGUGCCGGAACCCGAGCAGAGAGCAUCAUGGAGAACCUGCUUGCCUUCCCAGCAACCCUCAGGCUCCUCCUCCUGUCUGUCAGAGUUAGACACACCCCCUCAACAAGCGUCCUAGCUACUGUUCACAAACUCUGCAUGGCUCAUUUUAAUAAUCAAAAGUGGACGAAGUGAUAAUGAAUGACGUCGCUUGUGUUUGAUGAGAUGGUUGCGCUUUACUAUGCAGCGUGUAGGUUUGUGUUUGUUUUCAGAGUAAGAAGGCAGUUUUGGGGUUGGGUAUCUGAUGAACAUAUAUUUGUGAUGAAUAUAUUGGUUUUGUAUUAUUCCUCUACCAUUCAUAUGACUGAGAAUGUGUCACUAUGAAAUAAUUAUGAACGCACGCUCGCACAAUCUGAUCUACAUGAGCUUCCGCAGUUCUUUUUUUGUGAGACAUUGAUGUACAUUUUAUAAUAGUUUGCAGUGGAUCUCUUUGGCUUGAAAUGAUUUGAUUGAUGAUGAUUAAAAGGACCAACACAUUA
This is a messenger RNA of Triplophysa dalaica, 2709 nucleotides long. It is a transcript of the gene fam117bb, whose product is annotated as family with sequence similarity 117 member Bb. The transcript is spliced from 8 exons. The coding region runs from base 507 to 2309 and encodes 600 amino acids. NCBI's taxonomy places the organism in Eukaryota, Metazoa, Chordata, Actinopteri, Cypriniformes, Nemacheilidae. The record is from RefSeq and is a predicted model, not a curated record.